Molecule: messenger RNA, 2218 nt
Organism: Annulohypoxylon maeteangense
Lineage: Eukaryota; Fungi; Ascomycota; Sordariomycetes; Xylariales; Hypoxylaceae
Product: putative cytochrome P450 oxidoreductase GliC-like protein
Exons: 3
Coding region: 576-2189 (537 amino acids)
Molecular function (GO): oxidoreductase activity, acting on paired donors, with incorporation or reduction of molecular oxygen; iron ion binding; heme binding
Source: RefSeq, a predicted model, not a curated record
CUAACUUACGAUAACUACCAUCCCUUGAAAAUAUCAGGGAAAAUGGCUUCAAACAAGGGAAGACGGUGAGACGAGGGACACAAGUUCCUUUCAGGAAGUCGAGGCAGUAAAGUAACACACUACCAGAUAUAGCUGACAAGAAGCACGAGUCAAACGACAGCUCUACUAGUGGACAUCUGCAGGAAUGACAUGACCAGGGUUCGUAUUUGGCAUGAUCAUGAUCUUCUCAGCGGUAUCAUAUGGAAGGAUGGAAUGAGCAGCAGCAUUCUCCGACUCGUCGGUGGAAGUAAACCCUGAUAUUCACUAUCAUUAGAAUCGACCGGCGUGUGGUAUUUGGAAUGAAGUCGAUAUUACUUGAUAAUAUCGGCGAUGAGGGCAAGGGAUCGGAUAUGUCGGUCCUAGCUUAUGCGGCGUAGCCUCUGCCAGAGGAUUUCAGCUGUGCCUCUAUUAUCGGCUUUUAACUACCUAGUAGGUAGGGCUUAUAAUAUUAUCAUCUAGCCAUGCGGCAUUGGUGAUUCUAAAUAACAACUACAGCAUUGGUUCACGAGGUGCCCACCCCCAUACAGAUUAGCGGGAUGUUUCCCUUCUACACUUCAUCCUCUAUGCUACUUGUCGCUGUCGCCUUUUCCCUUGUCGCUCUCAUAUUACGAAGUCAAGCCAUAACGGCGCGUCUCACUUCCCUACUUUCGUCUGUUAUCGAUAUCGUACUGCGCAACCACUACCAAAUAAAGCAUAUAGAGAAUGGGAGUGAAUUGCCGUCUCUUCCAUAUGUCUUCCCUAAUGGUCAGGGAAACAUAGAGAAGUUUCUACAUGGGCGCGUCAAAAGCGCCAAGUGGGAGAGUGAGUAUGGAAGUCUGUAUCGCCUGUGGUCCGGAUUAAAGGGGGAAGUUGUCUUAACCAAGCAUGUUCAUGUGGAAACCGUAUUUCGUGACUCCCAAAACCACACCAAGGCCCAUGCAAAUAACAGCGGGUACAUCAUGGACCGCCUAUUGGGCUCUUGUGUUGGAUUGAUUAGCGGCUCAUCUUGGAGCUCUGUCAAGUCUUGUGUUGAAACCCCAUUCCUGCACCGUUCAGCAAGCACGUAUAUCACUGACAUGCAAAAUUUCACCAAAACUUACAUGCGUGCAUUGAGAACGGAGAAUGAGACGUUCAAGGAGCAUGGGAAGCUACACCCUAUACAAGACCUGAAACUACUCCCGUUCCUCUUCGUAGCGCAGAUUGUAUAUGGACCGCUAAAUGCAGAACUAGAGAGGGAGUUAACGGAGCUAAUCCUGCCCAGAGAGGAACUAUUCAAGAGUGUCAUUGGAGGUGGGAUCACGAGAUUUUCCGUUUCGCGAUUCCUUCCUCUCCCCGCCAUCCGUGCGCUUCACAAUUUCAAAGACCGCUGGGCUGCGUGGAGUGAUAGAGCGCACGAUCAUGCCCUUAAGGCCGGGAGAGAGGCAGAAACGCCAAUUAUUGGAAUGUAUAGAUCCGUGGACGAAGGAAAUAUGACGCGCGAGCAGCUUCUCCAGACACUCGACGAGAUGCUAUUUGCCAACAUCGAUGUCACCAUGGGAGGAAUCUCCUGGACUCUCGUCUUCCUAGCGGUUCAUCCGGCUGUGCAGAAAAUGCUACGCAGCGAAAUCCAGGCACACUCUUCAGAUCCGGCGACGCGCAGUGCAUAUCUACUCUCUUCAUGGACAACUACGCCAACCCUUCUUGGCGCAUGUAUUCUCGAGUCCUCCCGCCUGCGCCCCCUCGCCGCCUUUUCCGUCCCCCAGUCAUGCCCAACCCCGCGUGUCCUCGACGGCUUUAAAAUUCCUGCCGGGACAAAUUUUGUCGUGGACUCUUACGCGCUCAACAUCCGAGAUCCGUUCUGGGGAGAAGACCGUGAAAGAUUCCAACCGCGACGUUGGCUGGAAAGACAUAAGAGCGGGCGGGAUCUCCGUUAUCGGUACUGGCGGUUCGGGUUCGGGCCGCGGACAUGUCUGGGGAAAUAUGUUGCCGAAUUACUGUUGAGGACCGUGGUGGUCGAGAUACUGGAGAAUUGGCAGAUUUCUUUGGAUAAUUCGGAGGGAAAAGGAGGUAAAGAGACUAUGGGGGGCAACGGUGAAGAUGAAGAGGAUAUGAAUUGGCCAUGGGAUGAUGAGAUGUGGAUCCAUCACCCUGAUCUUUUUUUGAAGUGUAAACCUUUGAUAGGAUGUACAUAGAGAACUUAAACCUGAGCUUUGGUAUAGAU